Messenger RNA from Ochotona curzoniae (black-lipped pika), 2819 nucleotides. RefSeq names its product BTB domain containing 9 (gene BTBD9). The record is from RefSeq and is a predicted model, not a curated record. The coding region runs from base 203 to 2038 and encodes 611 amino acids. Gene Ontology annotation, molecular function: protein binding. Lineage: Eukaryota; Metazoa; Chordata; Mammalia; Lagomorpha; Ochotonidae. The transcript is spliced from 10 exons. Gene Ontology annotation, biological process: adult locomotory behavior; circadian behavior; modulation of chemical synaptic transmission.
GAAUUUUUUUUUUCUGAGAAUAAACAUGUUAGUAAUGAUAACAUCAAUAAUGAAUUUCUCAUGUGAUUUUUUUAAAAAGGACACUUUAAAUUUUUCCUUAGCAAUGUACUUGGCCUGUGGUUGUCUAAAUGUGCUUCCCUACCCCACUAACUCUUCUUUUUUCUUCAAAUAAUAGAUCAGUGACUAUCAUCUAUUCCACAAGAUGAGUAACAGCCAUCCUCUUCGCCCCUUCACUGCAGUGGGGGAGAUUGAUCAUGUGCACAUUUUGUCUGAACAUAUUGGUGCCUUGUUGAUUGGGGAAGAAUAUGGCGAUGUCACAUUUGUUGUGGAAAAAAAGCGUUUUCCUGCCCACAGGGUAAUUUUAGCAGCCAGAUGCCAGUAUUUUCGAGCAUUACUGUAUGGUGGGAUGAGAGAAUCUCAGCCUGAAGCAGAAAUCCCUCUCCAAGACACUACUGCAGAAGCGUUCACAAUGCUGCUUAAAUACAUCUACACUGGGCGGGCUACACUGACAGAUGAGAAGGAGGAGGUGCUGCUGGAUUUUCUGAGCCUGGCUCAUAAAUAUGGAUUUCCAGAGCUGGAGGAUUCCACUUCUGAGUAUCUGUGUACCAUACUUAAUAUUCAGAAUGUCUGCAUGACUUUUGAUGUUGCCAGUCUCUACUCACUGCCCAAGUUAACUUGUAUGUGCUGCAUGUUUAUGGACAGAAAUGCUCAGGAGGUACUCUCAAGUGAAGGUUUCCUCUCUCUUUCUAAGACAGCACUUUUAAACAUCGUGUUAAGAGACUCAUUCGCAGCUCCUGAGAAAGAUAUUUUCUUAGCCUUGUUAAACUGGUGUAAGCACAAUUCAAAGGAGAAUCAUGCUGAAAUCAUGCAGGCUGUGCGCUUACCUCUGAUGAGUCUCACUGAACUCCUGAACGUGGUGAGGCCUUCGGGACUGUUGUCCCCUGACGCCAUUCUGGAUGCUAUCAAAGUCCGGUCAGAGAGUCGGGAUAUGGACCUCAACUACAGAGGCAUGCUUAUACCAGAAGAAAACAUUGCAACUAUGAAAUAUGGAGCCCAGGUUGUGAAAGGGGAGUUGAAAUCUGCCUUAUUAGAUGGUGAUACUCAAAAUUACGAUUUGGACCAUGGAUUUUCUAGGCACCCCAUUGAUGAUGACUGCCGGUCUGGCAUUGAGAUUAAGCUGGGUCAGCCGUCUAUUAUCAAUCACAUACGAAUCCUCCUGUGGGACCGGGACAGCCGGUCAUACUCAUACUUCAUUGAGGUGUCAAUGGAUGAACUUGAUUGGAUCAGAGUGAUAGAUCAUUCACAAUAUCUGUGUCGCUCUUGGCAAAAGUUGUAUUUUCCAGCCCGUGUCUGCAGAUAUAUUCGAAUAGUUGGAACUCACAAUACAGUGAACAAGAUUUUUCACAUUGUGGCUUUUGAAUGCAUGUUUACAAACAAAACCUUCACUCUCGAGAAGGGGUUGAUAGUUCCCACAGAGAAUGUUGCGACCAUUGCUGAUUGUGCCAGUGUGAUUGAAGGAGUCAGUCGGAGCAGAAAUGCCUUACUGAAUGGGGACACUAAGAACUAUGAUUGGGAUUCUGGUUACACGUGUCAUCAGCUGGGAAGUGGUGCAAUUGUGGUUCAACUGGCACAGCCGUACAUGAUUGGGUCAAUACGGUUGUUGCUUUGGGACUGUGAUGAUCGAAGCUAUAGCUACUACGUUGAGGUUUCGACCAACCAGCAACAGUGGACUAUGGUGGCUGACAAAACUAAAGUGGCCUGCAAGUCCUGGCAGUCAGUGACUUUUGACAGACAGCCUGCCUCCUUUAUCCGCAUCGUGGGAACGCACAACACGGCCAACGAGGUGUUCCACUGCGUCCACUUUGAGUGUCCGGAGCAGCAGAGCAGCCAGAAGGAGGAGAGCAGUGAGGAACCAAGCACAGGAGACAGCAACGCAGCCGGUCAGCAGCUCGACCCCCAUGCCCUGCGGGCCCCCAAUGGCAGCUCGCUGCCCCCCAGCCCAGGCAACUCCCACUCACCCAACCGGCAGCAUCAGUAGAGGAGACAGCAGUGCCGCCCGCAGACACUGGCCUCCUCCCUGGGUAGAGGUCUUUGCUGACCAUCUCCACCUCCCAACCUGCUCCCCUCACUCCCAGGGAGGAGCAGACCCAGUGCAUCCAGGGACAUGGAACAGGUUUUCUCCAAGGACAGAAAGGGUGUGCUUUGUUCUCCUCGAUUUGUUCAUAUCAGGCUUCGGUCUUCAUCAGGUCCCACCAUUAAACCCCUGCCUCUGCGUUCCCCAGCCAGGGGAACAGAAGGAAGUCAGAUAGAGGCUGUGCAGGCCCCACGGGGCACCUGCGCACAGGGAAGGCCUUGCUCCCCUCCCCCUGUUAGGACCUGUCAGGAAAUGGGCUUCCCCGAUGGUUUAUAUUAGGGAACACACAGGCCCGGCGGCUGAGCCUUGGCUGCUGUCAGUCUGCUCUGCACUCGUUGGCCCCCCGGCUUCCUGACUUCUUGGCAAUGCUGCAGCAGUGGAGUACCUGGCAUGGUCCCUCUGACUGUUCUACUACUUCCUGCCCUCAGCACUGAGCGCUGCCGUGGGAGAAGCUGAGAGCCACGGAGCUUGGCUGGGGAACAAGGCACAGUUGCAGCCCAUCAAGGUCCCUGGGCUGAGGAGAAAAGGCCUCUGAGGAAGUUGCACAAAAAUACACCAUGAACAGAUUGGUCUGUGGUUGCUUAGUUGCCAACCUCUUGUUCCUUAAGGUGCCCAGCCUCGGUGUUCGGGAGGUCAUAGUCACAGUACCAGCUGCUAACCAGGAACCCUAGCCACCAGGCUUGCA